AUGGGUAUGAUGAGUCUCCUGACCUGCUUCUUUACAUUCCCUGUCUUCCAAAGGACGUAUGGCUCGACCGAGGGCGAUGAGCAGCCCAGGUUUCAAAAUCCGCAUCCCUUGGGGUACUUUCCAGACAUUGUCGGUCUCCUAUGCUGCCGAGGUGAUGCCGGUGGCAGCUCCGAGAUCAAUUUCUUAGCUAUCAAUCUGUGCUGGAUUCUUGGACAGACCCGCGGCGUUGAUGUGAUCCGUGCUUUGGCCGAGACAGACCCGGAAUGGGUUUAUCGCCUUCCCUUCGCAAUACAGUGGGCGUCCAUGGCCAUUAUUCUAACCGGGGCUGUAUUUGCGCCCAAGAAUCCCUGGUGGCUAAUCCGCCAAGGUCGGUCGGACGAUCCUCGGAAAUCAGUCUUGCUGCUGACAAGCAAGGGCGCCGGCACCUUGGGCAUCGAGGAGAUUGUGGCAAUGAUGAAACACACCAACGAAGUCGAGAAAUACUACGGGAAUGACAAGCUGACCUACCUCAAUUGUUUUCAGGGCAUGGACUGCCGGUGA
Aspergillus lentulus is the source of this 540-nucleotide messenger RNA. RefSeq lists its product as uncharacterized. Gene Ontology annotation, cellular component: membrane. Gene Ontology annotation, biological process: carbohydrate transport; transmembrane transport. The record is from RefSeq and is a predicted model, not a curated record. Lineage: Eukaryota; Fungi; Ascomycota; Eurotiomycetes; Eurotiales; Aspergillaceae. Gene Ontology annotation, molecular function: carbohydrate:proton symporter activity.